This is a messenger RNA of Brenthis ino (lesser marbled fritillary), 651 nucleotides long. NCBI's taxonomy places the organism in Eukaryota, Metazoa, Arthropoda, Insecta, Lepidoptera, Nymphalidae. The record is from the annotation of a GenBank genome assembly.
AUGUCUUUAUUGAGAUUAGUCAUUUACAUCACCGCCAUCAUAGCUAGCUGUCAAGCUAGUGGGCUUGGACAUCUCAUACCGGCAGUAAAAUCACUAUCUGUGGUUCGAUAUGCACCUUUCUACAGUUUUCCUAACGGAGUGCGCUCUAUACACGCAAUAUCCCCUGUAAUUCGUGCUGUUGCCCCAGCCGCGUUACCAGUAGCUCCAGCUCCAGUGUUACCUGCUCCAGCGCCUGUUUUUCCGGCCCCAGCUCCUAUAUUUCCUGCUCGGGCAGCAGUGUAUCCUGCGCCAGCGCCAGUGUUUGCAGCACCAGCUCCUGUGUUCCCAGUACCGGCCCCAGUGUUCCCAGCACCAGCUCCAGUGUUCCCAGCACCAGGUCCAGUGUACGCAGCACCGGCUCCAGCAGUAGCUCCAGCACCAAUAUUUAGAGCUCCUUUUCUGCCAGCAGCAUACCCAGCUCCCGUAGCCCCAGCCCCAGUAUACGCUCAAGCACCACCACCCGUGUACGCAAGAGCUAUACCAGCACUAUCAGCGGUGCCAUUUUCACCUAUUGUGAGACCAGUAGCUCCUGCUGUUGUCCAAGCUACAGCCCCAGUCUUUGCAAAAGCAUACUCUUUCCCAGCUCCAGUAGCAAAUCCCUGGGCAUGGAAA